Messenger RNA from Chionomys nivalis (European snow vole), 1257 nucleotides. RefSeq names its product aminoacyl tRNA synthetase complex interacting multifunctional protein 1 (gene Aimp1). The coding region runs from base 225 to 1163 and encodes 312 amino acids. The record is from RefSeq and is a predicted model, not a curated record. The transcript has 8 exons. Gene Ontology annotation, molecular function: tRNA binding. Lineage: Eukaryota; Metazoa; Chordata; Mammalia; Rodentia; Cricetidae.
CCCCUGCCACGGGCUGCGGGAGGCUGGCCUUUCCUGCUCCCGGCUGAGGCUGCUCGAGAGCUGCGGUUCGCCGCUUCAUUGGUAACCAUAAACUGCCUGGUGAUGAUUUGUGAUUCCCAGAAGAUAUCUAUUCCAAACCCUGAACAACAGUGUUCAGGCAACAGGUGAAGAAAAGGCCCCGUGGAGAGCAAGAAAGCAGGAUUUUCUGCCGAUUCUGGACAAAGAUGGCAACCAGUGAUGCUGUUCUAAAGAGGCUAGAGCAGAAAGGUGCAGAGGCAGACCAGAUCAUUGAAUAUCUCAAGCAGCAGGUUGCCCUUCUCAAGGAGAAGGCAGUUUUGCAGGCAACUUUGAGAGAAGAAAAGAAACUUCGAGUUGAAAAUGCUAAACUGAAGAAAGAAAUAGAAGAGCUAAAGCAGGAGCUGAUUCAGGCGGAGAUUCAGAAUGGGGUGAAGCAAAUUCCAGUCCCAUCUGACACUCUGCAGCAAGCUAAACCUGCAGUUUCUGCUACUAUGGUACAGUCUACCUCGGUAUCAACCACCUCUUCUAGUGUAAAAGAACAGACUAAAGGAGGGGGAGGAGAAGAAAAGAAGGUAAAAGAGAAAGCUGAAAAGAAAGGAGAGAAAAAGGAGAAGAAGCAGCAGUCAGCAGCAGCAAGUACUGACUCAAAGCCAAUAGAUGUUUCUCGUCUGGAUCUUCGCAUUGGUUGUAUUGUUACUGCCAAAAAGCAUCCAGAUGCAGACUCGCUGUAUGUAGAAGAAGUAGAUGUGGGGGAAGCAGCCCCAAGGACUGUCGUCAGUGGACUGGUGAAUCACGUUCCUCUGGAGCAGAUGCAAAAUCGGAUGGUGGUUUUACUUUGUAAUCUGAAGCCUGCAAAAAUGCGGGGAGUACUGUCUCAAGCAAUGGUAAUGUGUGCUAGUUCACCGGAGAAAGUGGAAAUUCUGGCACCUCCCAAUGGGUCUGUUCCUGGAGACAGAAUUACUUUUGAUGCUUUCCCUGGAGAGCCUGACAAGGAGCUGAACCCUAAGAAGAAGAUCUGGGAGCAGAUCCAGCCUGACCUGCACACCAAUGCUGAGUGUGUGGCCACAUACAAAGGGGCUCCCUUCGAGGUGAAGGGAAAGGGCGUUUGCAGAGCCCAAACCAUGGCCAAUAGUGGAAUUAAAUAAGUGUUCUGUUACUGAAAGACAUUGAGAAACCUUGAUGACAAUAAAGAGGAGUAUAUUUGUCACUUACACAUAGAAUAUGAGUUGCUCUUUUUGU